Pygocentrus nattereri (red-bellied piranha) is the source of this 1236-nucleotide messenger RNA. It is a transcript of the gene id2a, whose product is annotated as inhibitor of DNA binding 2a. The record is from RefSeq and is a predicted model, not a curated record. Gene Ontology annotation, molecular function: protein dimerization activity; transcription regulator activity. NCBI's taxonomy places the organism in Eukaryota, Metazoa, Chordata, Actinopteri, Characiformes, Serrasalmidae. Bases 150 to 548 code for a protein of 132 amino acids. Gene Ontology annotation, biological process: circadian regulation of gene expression; cell differentiation; negative regulation of transcription by RNA polymerase II. The transcript is spliced from 3 exons. Gene Ontology annotation, cellular component: nucleus; cytoplasm.
CGAGCGAUGACAGACCGUUAAUCCAGUGCGUUUACACGGAGCAGCCGCGCCGAGCACGAAGAGCAGAUAAAGAGAGAGAAAACAGAAAAAACAGAGGAAGUCGCACCUUUUCCAUAGUCGCCGAGCGUCUCUCGCGCCUUCUCGACAGAAUGAAAGCAAUAAGUCCGGUGAGGUCGCUGCGGAAAGGCGGCGCGGGCACCCCGGAGCCCAGUCUUGGGAUCUCGCGCAGCAAGACCCCCGCGGACGACCCGCUCAGCCUGCUGUACAACAUGAACGACUGCUACUCGAAGCUGAAGGAGCUGGUGCCCAGCAUCCCGCAGAACAAGAACGUGAGCAAGAUGGAGAUCCUGCAGCACGUCAUCGACUACAUCCUGGACCUGCAGAUCGCGCUCGACUCGCACUCCGCCAUGAGCAGCCUGCGGCCCGGACACGGCACGGCCAGGAGCCCGCUGACCACCCUCAACACGGACAUCAGCAUCCUCUCCCUACAGACGCCAGAGUUUCAGUCAGAUUUGAUCACAGAGGACAGCAGGACGCUUUACCGCUAAUCAGGUGUUUGGUUAAGACGUGAACACACAGGACCUGGGAACUGACUUUUCCCCUCAAUUUCUGUUCUCGGCCUGGAGUUUUUUUUUUGCCCCCCCUCCCCCUUCCUCCUUCUCCUCCUCCUUCUUCAUCUUCAUCUUUCUGUCCCUUCUUCAACUGAAUCAAGAGACAUUGCUUCUAAAGGACAAUCUAUGUGAUGUGUUAUUAUAAGUCCGGACGUUGAUUUAUUUAUCUUAAAGACUCAUUCAGUCUUUUUCUUCAAGAGGAAGAAGCACUAUAUUCCCGUCAAUGGGAGGAAAAAAAAGGAAUGAAAGAAGAAGAAAAUGGUCGCAAGAGACCUUGUUUGGUCUCUGAAGCGAGAAGUCUUCGCUUUUUUCGUGAAGAUGCAGUGUGAAUAUAGGAGACGACGUGCUUAGUUGCUGUACAAAGUUUAGUCUGUUAUUUUUGUUUCUUUCUUGUUUUUUUUUUUGUCAAGCAGCGUCAUUAUUUUUUGGCACAUGAAGGAAGGACUGGACGUUGAGUGUGACAUUAACGCGUGAAAACCUUGUGAACUCUUUCAGAGUCGUAUCUUGUAUAGUUGCAGAAAUUGGACUACCAAGCUGCAAGGUGUUAUGCUGUACUUAAUUAUGCUGAAACUUUUUAUAAAAGUAAUUGUAAAUCGUACCUUUUUUAUAUAAAAAAUAAAUCAAA